Messenger RNA from Fundulus heteroclitus (mummichog), 1058 nucleotides. RefSeq lists its product as uncharacterized. Lineage: Eukaryota; Metazoa; Chordata; Actinopteri; Cyprinodontiformes; Fundulidae. The transcript is spliced from 8 exons. The record is from RefSeq and is a predicted model, not a curated record. Bases 33 to 1058 code for a protein of 341 amino acids.
UUGUAAAACAGAGACGUUGUGGUGUUACAGAAAUGAGUCUUCAGGUUUGUCACUGCUGUGGCUGGUCCAAAGUGACGACCUAUCAGGGCCUGCGGGUCCACCAGGGCAGAAACGGAUGCACGCCGAAGGGUAUGAGGAUGGCAGAGCCCCAACAGCAGGACAUGUGGGGCUUUGCAGGACAGAAAACCGCUCACAUGAGCUACAAGCUGGACGUCCCGACUAUUAAAUCUGACGUGAGCCUACAGAUAUGCCACUGUGGCUGGACCCAAGUGACGAGCUAUCAUGGGCUGAGAGUCCACCAGGGGAUGAAGGGCUGCACACCAAAGGGAGCAAGGAUUCCAAAGGAAGAGCAGAAGGCCUGGGGGAAUUACUGGAAACCACAAGUGGAUGAGAAAAAACCUCCUGAAUUGAAGAAGCUGAAUAAAAAGCAUGAGUAUUUCCCAGAAAAACCAAGGAUGAGAAAGCUCAGCAACCGUGCAGCGGCAGCCACAGUCAAAACGGAGAACAACUGGAGGACGUGUCAUGAAACAAGGUCAAAGCCGUGGCAUCAGUCGGAGGAGUGCUCCACCCCUUUAAAGAGUUCUGAGGACUACUGGAACACUGGCAGCUGUUAUAACUAUGCAACAGCAGCCCCUGCAGUCAAGGAAGAGCCCAAAUCACCUCCAGCGGUGUCUCUUCGAAGAUACCCAGAUGACUACAAUGGAAGAUCCGUCCACGAGUUUGAGGAUUCCUCGCCUUAUUUGCAGAUAAAUCGUCGGCUCAAAGAGAAUCCAGCUAUGGUAUUUGACAAACCAGUCGUCCCACCGAAGCAGCAAUGUAGAUCUGUCACCGACCCUCCAGCAACUCCCCCUGUUGACCCACACGAGGAGAAGGAGUCACUGUUGUCAACAUCAGAGCAGGAAACGCCAAAGUCUCAGCUGCUGAAAGAAAUUCAGACAUGUUUAGAAAAAUUUAUAAUAAAGAGAGAGGGAAAGUUGAGAAACAUCAGUCCAUCAGAUUCUGCUUGUGAGGUAAAAAAAACAUGUCGCUAUUUUUGCGUUUGGUCUUUGUCACAGUGA